Molecule: messenger RNA, 1166 nt
Organism: Erythranthe guttata (spotted monkey flower)
Lineage: Eukaryota; Viridiplantae; Streptophyta; Magnoliopsida; Lamiales; Phrymaceae
Product: F-box/RNI-like superfamily protein
Biological process (GO): SCF-dependent proteasomal ubiquitin-dependent protein catabolic process
Cellular component (GO): SCF ubiquitin ligase complex
Molecular function (GO): protein binding
Source: RefSeq, a predicted model, not a curated record
UAGAGAAAUCUUCUUCUUCUUGUUCUUGUUCUUCCCCCCUUUUACUUUGCGAAUUUCCAUCUAAAAACUGUUGUGUACCGAUUGUUGAAAUUAUGAGGGAAGGAGAUGAAGAAGCCGAUAUUGGUCGGCUGCCAAUUGAUUUGUUGGCCCAUAUUUUCUCUCUCUUUGCUUCUUUCAAAGACUUGGCUCAGGCGAGCAGUGUGUGUAGAAAAUGGAGGCAAGGAGUGAAGGAGUCUCUUGCUCGGAGAGAAAGCCUCAGUUUUUCCGGUUGGAAAAUGGAUGACGAGUCCACUGCACGCCUCGUCCUAUUGGCUUACAGCCUCAAAGACCUCGACAUAUCAAGAAGCCGUUGGGGCUGCCAAAUAACCGAUAAUGGAUUGAACCAAUUAUCCACUGCCAAAUGUAUUGCCAAUCUAUCUUCCGUUUCUAUGUGGGGUUCCACCGGAAUUACAGACAAAGGUGUUAUUCAACUGAUUUCGAGAGCGACUUCACUUCAACACCUGAACAUUGGCGGUACGUUUAUCACAGACGCAUCACUCUUUGCAAUUGCAGAUAGUUGCCCUCAUCUCAAGAAUAUAAUUUUAUGGGGUUGUAGACAUGUGACGGAUAAAGGGCUUCUAAUGCUCGUAAAAAAAUGCGGGAAACUGAAGUCGAUAAACGUGUGGGGAAUGAGGGUACCUUUGGACAGUAUAAUCGGACUUCUUACGAUAAGUCCAGCUCUUCAAAUACAGCCUAAAGGCAUGCUCUUGCCUGAUCAUGCUUACCAAGGUUGGCCGAUUUAUUGACAACCUUUAUUAUUUAUUUAUUUCGAUGGAAAUCAAGAUUAUAUUGCUUCUCUAAAUUCAUUUAUUGGUGAAAAAAUGGCGGAGAUUUAUUAUAUAUAAAUAAAUAAGUACGAAUCUUCGAGGAGGACAAGGGAGGUGUUCGUGUUCCUUUUUUUUUUUUUUUAAUAAUUAGAUUUGUAUAUAUGUAUUGUUUGGUCUUUGUAAAUUUCCAAAUUCUGGUGACUGUUAUUUUCCAAACCUAAAUUCAAGAAAUUGGUGAAGGAUUUGUAUAUGUAAGAGAAGCUCUGUGAGCACAUGUUUCCAUGUGAUGUACCUUUGGCUCUAUCUGUAAUACCUUGCUCUCAACUCAAAGGAUGAUAUUUUCUUUCAAUUCUUUUUUUU